GGGCCGGGAAUGGCGGGCCGGAGGCAGCGCUGAGCAGGACAGGAGGCCGGCGGCGCCGAGGGGCGUCCACUACAGGGGACCAUGCCCGGCCGCCGGAGCCUGGCCCUGGGGCCGCUGCGUCACUGCCUACGCCGUUGGCUGCGCCGCCGCUGGCCGGCCCCGCUGCGGAGCCUGGGGCUUCGCUGGCGGUACGGCCGGCUGUGCCUGCGCUCUCUGCUCUACAACUCCUUCGGCGGCAGCGACGCGGUCAUCGACGCCCUCUUCGAGCCCAUCUACUGGCUGGUGGACCACGUGACCCGCUGGUUCGGGGUGGUGUUCGUGGCCCUGGUGGUCGUGCUGACCGGCUCCAUCGUGCUCAUCGUCUACCUGUGUGUCCUGCCCCUCAUCCUGCGGACCUACUCCGUCCCCCGCAUCUGCUGGCACCUCGUCUACGGCCACUGGAACCUGCUGCUCAUCGUCUUCCACUACUACCAGGCCGUCACCACCUCCCCUGGACACCCGCCUCAGGACAAGAGCGAGGUCGCCACCGUGUCCAUCUGCAGGAAGUGCAUCUACCCCAAGCCGGCCCGAACGCACCACUGCAGCAUCUGCAACAGGUGCGUGCUGAAGAUGGAUCACCACUGCCCCUGGUUGAACAACUGCGUGGGUCACUUUAACCACCGCUACUUCUUCUCUUUCUGCUUCUUCAUGACCCUGGGCUGCCUCUACUGCAGCUUCAGCAGCUGGGACCUGUUCCGGGAGGCCUACGCCGCCAUCGAGAAAAUGAAACAGCUCCACAAGGACCGACCCCAGGCGACGGUCAACCAGACCUAUCACCAGACCCCACCCCCGCCCUUCUCCUUCUGGGAAAGGUUGUCCCACAAAAGCAUCAUCUACCUCUGGGUCCUGUGCAGUUCGGUAGGGCUGGCCCUAGGGCUCCUGACUCUGUGGCACGCGGCCCUCAUCAGCCGGGGGGAGACCAGCAUCGAGCGGCACAUCAACAGGAAGGAGCGGCAAAGGCUUCAGAAGAAAGGCAAGGUCUUCAGGAAUCCAUACAACUACGGCUUCCUGGACAACUGGAAGGUGUUCCUGGGUGUGGACGCGGGCAGGCACUGGGUCACUCGCGUCCUCCUGCCUUCCCGGCACCCGCCCCCCGGGAGCGGGCUGAGCUGGGACUCCCCACUGUGCGCCAGCACACGCCCCCUCGCCCUGCUGGCCGUGUAGCUGGGACUCCCCAGGACCCCGACACGGCCCAGCUCCCGGGCCUCGGCCCGUCGCACUCCCCGGCCGGCCCCGGCGGCGGAAGGCCGGGCUCGGAGCGGCCCCGGCGCCCGCCCCCGUCCGCAGGAGGGGCCGGUCCCUUCCUCCUCCCGGCGGCGAGGCGGAGAGCCGACGGGGGGGACUGAUUCCCCGGGGAGGAGGGGGCCGCUGCUAAGGACCUCACGGUCACCUUUCCGGCUCUGCUACUGUGGCAGAAAUAAAGGGAUUUGGUUUUGUAAGAAGUUAA
Molecule: messenger RNA, 1486 nt
Organism: Ornithorhynchus anatinus (platypus)
Lineage: Eukaryota; Metazoa; Chordata; Mammalia; Monotremata; Ornithorhynchidae
Gene: ZDHHC16
Product: zinc finger DHHC-type palmitoyltransferase 16
Exons: 11
Coding region: 82-1203 (373 amino acids)
Biological process (GO): protein palmitoylation
Cellular component (GO): Golgi apparatus
Molecular function (GO): palmitoyltransferase activity
Source: RefSeq, a predicted model, not a curated record